Drosophila erecta is the source of this 702-nucleotide messenger RNA. RefSeq lists its product as uncharacterized. The transcript has a single exon. Bases 122 to 610 code for a protein of 162 amino acids. The record is from RefSeq and is a predicted model, not a curated record. NCBI's taxonomy places the organism in Eukaryota, Metazoa, Arthropoda, Insecta, Diptera, Drosophilidae.
UUUCCUGUGUCACUUCUAUGGAUCCAAAAUAAUUUACCAGUACUUUCGCCGGCCUGAAAGUAAUCAGAUAUUCAUACAUAAAAUAAAUUUAAAUAAAAUCUAUAUAUUUUGUACGCUCACAAUGAACAGGAGGACAAUUGCCGAGCGAUCUAUUUGGAUGGAAUGUCUUCGGGAAAAUGCCACCAAUAUGCGUCUGGAGCACGAGGAUCUGGCACGUCGCAUUUCCGCAUCUUUGGCUAGUUCCCAGAAAGCUCUGCUUGAUAUCGAAGUCUUGAAUAAUGAGCUGUUGAAACUGAAGUACACAAUCAAUAGCGCCAUUGUCGAUAUAAUGUGCUACGAAAAUAAGUCUUGUGAAUUUCUUCUUGAAAUUUUGAUUAAAAUAGUUGAUACCAACGAUUUGGAUGCCCAACUAAAUCCCAAUAUGAUCUCUACGACGUUUCUCGAUUUGGAUGCGAGUUCCGACGAGCCAUUAGAUCUGAAUGACCUUAGUCUGGUAAGGUCUGAUUUAAAUCAGCAAUAUUCUCAAGAUGUUCCAGUUCCUUCUGAUGAAAACAGUACUGAGGAACAGUUGCCAUGCAAAUUGGAUACUAGUCCGCUCCAAUUGGAUUAGUACCGAGUUAAUUUAAUGCAUUGUCAAUUCCAACUACCCCAUUUACAUGGAGUAACAAGGCGGUCAGCGCCACAAAUGUUUUAUAUUUUUUA